CAAUGGCCACAACCAGAAGGUGCACAUGCACAUGGUGGACCUGAUGAGCUCCAUCAUCUGUGAGGGAGACACUGUAUCACAGGAGCUGUUGGACACAGUGUUGGUCAACCUGGUGCCAGCACACAAGAAUUUGAACAAACAAGCUUACGACCUGGCCAAAGCUUUGCUGAAGAGGACUGCUCAGGCUAUUGAGCCUUACAUCACUAAUUUCUUCAACCAGGUGCUGAUGCUGGGAAAGACCUCGGUCAGUGAUCUGUCCGAGCAUGUUUUUGACCUCAUCUUGGAGCUUUACAACAUCGACAGCCACCUGCUGCUUUCCGUGCUGCCUCAGCUAGAGUUUAAACUCAAG
Molecule: messenger RNA, 349 nt
Organism: Paralichthys olivaceus (Japanese flounder)
Lineage: Eukaryota; Metazoa; Chordata; Actinopteri; Pleuronectiformes; Paralichthyidae
Source: RefSeq, a predicted model, not a curated record